CUUUUAUAACCUUUUUUUAUUUAAAAUCAUUUGUUGACCAAUCACAGACCAAAUCUGAGCAACACGGCCAAUUAAAUCAUACCAACCAACAUCUGCUAGGAGCGGGUCACACCUUGAUGUGAUGACCUGAGGUAGUGGUCUGACUCACUCUGAACAGACAAAUUAUCACAGAGAUAUAUUACACAUCACACACUACAUCCAUUUAGAAGGCAUCAAAGUUCCCACCAGAGAACAAGUUCCAGAUAGAUACCAAACACGGGUCCAAAAGGUGUUAUAUUCUAACACACAUUUUUAAAAGACAGUUCUUUGGAUUCUUUGUUGUUUGCAAUUCAAUUAUUCAAAGAACUCUGUCAUGUGUGAGCAUGUCUCCAAUGGAUACGUAGAGCCUGUGUGGUUUUUGGUGAAAUGUUUGUCCAAUGUGUGGUUAUGUAUACCAAAGGAAAAACGUCAGUGCCUGUUACUGCUUGUUUGAACACAGCCCAGCACUAUUCACUGACUGCAGAAUGUGUUUAUAUUAGCUAGAUGUAGCAGAAGAUAACAACUCAUAUUCUGAUACUAAAGUCAUAAAAGCAUACUCGUCAGGCUACUGUUGAAUCAUUUCCGUGUUCUGAGCUAGUAAUCUACUGUACAGUGACACAUGUUAUUAAAAUGCAAUAAUGAAUAAUGGCAUUACUAAUUGAUUCAGUAAAAUUAGCCGGGCCUAAUUUAAAUUGUUAGGCUACUAUUCAGAAUUGAAUACUGUUAAUGGAUAAAAAUGCAUUCACAAUUCAUUAGCUAACUAAGGUUCAAACUAAAACAAAUGAUUACAGCGAGAUCUCCAUGAUCUGCACAGGUUUAAGGCUGUCAACUUCUCUGAACCCCUCCCUGUUUGACAACCGUCUGGUGUGUCCCCCUGGCAACCGCUCUGGCGCUCUGUAGUACCUGCCUCCUUCCUGAGGGAAGCAUCAACCUACGACCCAACGGAACACCGAGCGUCUUGUACAAACUUGCCCCCUCGGAGGGAAAGCUCUUACCACACCUAGAUGCCAAAUAACUGACCAUGAGCCAGGCUAUCAGAGCCGUAGGCACUAUGAACGACAAGUACCACCGGGCAGCCCGGGAUGGCUACCUGGACCUACUCAGAGAGGCCACUCGGAAGCAGCUCAACGCGCCCGAUGAAGACGGAAUGACACCGACGUUAUGGGCUGCGUACCACGGCAACCUUGACGCGCUCCGGCUCGUUGUGGAAAGAGGAGGUGACCCUGACAAGUGUGAUAUCUGGGGCAACACGCCGCUCCAUCUGGCCGCCGCCAACGGCCACCACAGCUGCCUGUCCUUCCUGGUAUCGUUCGGUGCCAAUGUGUGGUGCCUGGACAACGACUACCACACGCCCCUUGACAUGGCUGCCACCAAGAGCCACAUGGACUGUGUCCGAUACCUGGACUCCAUCGCCGCCAAGCAGUCUGUUCACAACCCCAAGCUGGUGGGCAAGCUGAAAGACAGAGCGUUCCGCGCGGCAGAAAGGAGGAUAAAGGACUGUGUGAAGCAGCAGCAGAAACACCACCGGCGGCUGGAGAGAAUGUUCCUGAAGGAGAGCGUAACGUCGGAUAACUCAGACGCCAUGAGUUUCUCUAGUUAUAACAGCAGCAGCACGCUAAGCCGCACGCUUCCUCAGUUCAACGCGGUCACUUCCAACAUGCCAUACUCACAGGCCACUGUACACUCCACAACCAAGGGGAGGACCAAGAUUCACAAGAAGCUGGAGAAGAAGAAACAGGUGGACGGCACCUUCAAGAUCUACGAAGAUGGGAGGAAGAGUGUACGUUCGCUGUCUGGCCUUCAGCUUGGCCAGGACGUCAUGUUCCUCAAGCAGGGCACUUACGCCAACUCUAAGGACCACUCGCGCCUCAACAUCCGGGACAUGUUCCCUCACCACGGCAACAACCACGAUCACCAUGACAACGACCACUACGAUGACGAUGAACGUGCCGACACCCUCUUCCACAUCUCCCGUGCCAUCAGCGACCCGGUUCUCCACGAGGCCGCCUACUCCGAGAUCAGCACUGACUCGGGCCGUGACUCCCUUUUCACCCGGCCCGGUCUUGGAACCAUGGUGUUCCGACGGAACUACGUCUCCGAUGGCCUCUUCGGCAUUGGAGCCCGGGACGAGGGUUCCGUGGCUGGCUCCGAGCCGGUGGGCCGUGCCCCUAACGUCCACCUCCGUGGCCGUCUCCCCCGGCGCCAGCCCAGCCUGGAUGAUGCAAUAAAGAUAGACAGAAUCAUGAGCGCCCUGAGCCUCCCGGAGAGGACCCUGCAGGAGCUGCCCUGGGAGGAGGCUGACGUGGGCCUGGACGAGGAGCUGCCCUGGGUGGAGACUGACGUGGGCCUGGACGAGGAGCUGGAGUCUGAGAGUGGACGCCUGGAGACUUUCCUGGCCUCCCAGAGCCUGGGGGAGUUCAUGCCCAUUUUCAGGAGGGAGAAGAUUGACCUCGAAGCUCUGUUGUUCUGCUCAGACCAGGAACUGACCUCCAUACACAUCCCACUGGGACCCAGGAAGAAGCUGCUAAAGGCCUGUAAGAGACGGCUGGACACCCUGGAGGAACCAGAGGGAAUCAAGGACACUGAGCUCUGACGAGAGAUGACAUGGUGACAUCUGGAUACUUUACUGUCAUUCAAGAUGACACACAGAGUCCUGUCUGACUAUCAGCUCAAGUCCAUGGAGAAGGCUGUGGCCUGCCUA
Molecule: messenger RNA, 2719 nt
Organism: Salvelinus sp. IW2-2015
Lineage: Eukaryota; Metazoa; Chordata; Actinopteri; Salmoniformes; Salmonidae
Product: pre-mRNA splicing regulator USH1G-like
Molecular function (GO): protein binding
Source: RefSeq, a predicted model, not a curated record